AUAUCGUACUGUUAGAGGAAAACCCGGGACCUGGAAAAAAGAGGCUAUUUUUGUUUGUUUGUUUUUCUUAGAAAACAUAUAAUUUGAUACUGAAGAGGGAUUCUUAGUUGAAGUCUCCUGUAAAGUGAUCCUUAUAGUUUUGUCCGUGGCGCGUUUCCGUGGCGAUGGGAGACAGCAUGUCGAAGCGGAUGAAGCUGGUGACAGGUCCUGAAUCGGAGAUGGAGGAACGGUCUUUUUUGAAUCCACAUCCAGACUGGGACCAGGGCGCUUUCACAGCUGGUACUGCUGGUUCCGAAAGCGACAGUGAACACUUUGAUUCAAACGGCAAGAUCAGCGAUGGCUUCAGGAAUAAGGUUAACAAGAAGAUCAAUGACCUGCUACAGCAAAUGGAGGAGGGCCUGAAGAUGGCCGACCCACACGACUUCUCUGCUUACACAGGAUGGACAGGUAUAGCCCUGCUGUACCUGCAGCUUUACCAGGUGAACAACGAGCCGGCCCAUUUGCAGAGAGCCCUUGACUACGUGAAGAGGACCUUGCGCAACCUGAACGGCAGGAGAGUCACCUUCCUGUGUGGCGAUGCGGGUCCGCUGGCUGUGGGGGCUGUGGUCCACCAUAAACUGAAGAAUGAAACUGAGAAAAAAGAAUGCAUUACAAAGCUUCUACAGCUGCACAGAACAGUGGUGGGCUCUAACUCCGAUCUCCCCGAUGAGCUGCUUUAUGGCCGGGCUGGUUACCUUUACGCACUGCUGUAUGUGAACAAAGAGAUCGGGCCUGAAACCGUACCCGAGUCCAACAUCAAAGAGGUUGUUGAUGCUAUCCUUGAAUCGGGGAAGAAGCUGUCCAAAGAAGAACGAAAAACAGAACGGUGCCCCCUUUUGUAUGAGUGGCAUCGGAAGCAGUAUGUGGGAGCAGCCCAUGGCCUGGCAGGGAUCUACUGCAUGCUCAUGCAGCCAAGUGCAAAGUUGAAUCAAGAAGUCCUGACAGAGCUGGUUAAACCAAGUAUUGACUAUGUACGCCACAAAAAGUUCAGAUCUGGAAACUACCCAUCAUCCCUCAGCAACGAGAUGGACCGAUUAGUGCACUGGUGUCACGGGGCUCCUGGAGUUAUACACAUGCUUAUACAAGCUUACAAGGUGUUUAAAGAGGAGAAGUACCUGAAGGAUGCAGUGGAAUGCAGUGAGGUGAUCUGGCAGAGGGGAUUGCUGAGAAAAGGCUAUGGAAUCUGUCACGGGACAGCAGGAAACGGCUACUCCUUCCUGUCGAUGUACAGCCUAACUCAGGAUAAGAAGUACCUGUACAGAGCCUGCAAGUUUGCGGAGUGGUGUUUAGAUUAUGGGACCCAUGGGUGCCGUAUUCCAGAUAGACCGUAUUCUCUCUUUGAAGGUAUGGCUGGAGCUGUUCAUUAUCUUUCUGACCUGUUAAACCCAGAAAGAUCUCGCUUCCCAGCAUUUGAACUUUGACCAGUGGAAGAACAAAUGUUUUACCCAAAGGGCGGUUAGACAGCUUAGUGCCUCAGAUGCCAACUACUAGAACAAAACUAUGAGCUCAUCCCAAGGACCACAAGCAUGGACAUGGACGUACGACGAAGCCUUCUAGCUAUAAAUCUUAGCAGUAAUAAGCCCAUGUAACUCGGAAAUAAAAACUAAGUAUCUGCAUGCUUCUAAUGCUGUUGUCAGUGGAUGUAGUGUCUGUGUUCCUGUUUGUAGCAAAUGUCUUAAUUUGUGAGAUCCACUCUUUUCAUUGUUGUCUUUUGUGCAUGGAGAAAGCAGAACUUAAUUGUUGGGAUGUGCCAUUGUGAAGAUGCAAUACAAAUUUCAGUCUAUAUGUUAAGAAAAUAUGUAGUAUGUUAGUCUGUAUUAGUACAGACAGUUUUGUUUUCAGUUUAAUUGAGUAUCAAGAUUGUGAAAAUAAACAGGUGUGUUUAUAGAAAUAAUGGGUAGGGGGUCAGCAUAUAUCUAUUUUUUAUUAUUGUUUUAUGUUUUUAUUUAAAGUAGAUAGAAUCUAAGUGACUGUAGUUGAUCAUUUGAUCUUUAAAACACAUUAUAUCCCACCCCCGAGAUUGAUGAAUAGCAGAAAUGGCAUCUUUCACCAUCAGUCAAAGAUGACAAGAUAUUCAGGUACAGUAUUAUUGCAACACAACCUUGGUGGAAGUCAAGAUAACCCCAUUCAAAAAAGCUACUCACAGUAUUAAGUACUGGUAAGUGGUCACUAUUAAAGAUGCUGUGUGCAAGCUACUAUAGCUGCUGCAGGCCUUGCUGUUAAUUGGGAUGACCAGUGGAAAAUGUUUUCUGUAGGACAGUUGAUAUCUGAUUUCUUAAACAUUGCUUUAAAAAGUCUAUUUGUCCUUCCUGAUUUAAGCUAUAUUUUCCAGGAUUCUUAACAUACUGGAACAGUUCUGGAUUUCUGAUACUGUUACUUUAUAUGUUUGAAUUCAUUCUGUUCCAAAGUUUGUUAUCAAAGGUUUGAACAGCCACACUGUACAGUGGUUGCAUGGUAUUACUUAUGCAAGUUGUUAGCAGAGGUGAAGAUCAGUAGGUUAGUUUUUGGGUCUUCUAAAUGUAAUGUGGCUGUUGUUUUGAGAUGUGUUUGGGUGCAUUGAAUGUGUGCACGUUUUGAAAGGGCUAACAUAAUUUGACCAUAUUUUAGACUACAAAUCUGGAAAGAUUUAGGCUAAUUGGAGAAUGGAUCAGAGCUACAGUAAUUUAUUGUGUACUUUUUAAAUCUUCUAUCUGAAAACAGUGAAUUAAAACAUAUUAGACAGGGUUAAAACGUUCUUCCAGGCACCAUCUAACCUAAUCAAAAAAAUAAAUCUUAAUUGUAUUGUCUUCGUGUUGAAUAGGGGUGGGUAUUGGGACUGAGGAUCUGUAUUGCAAUAUAUUGCAAUACUGAAGGCAAUGUUGUGAUAUGUUGUG
Polyodon spathula (Mississippi paddlefish) is the source of this 2912-nucleotide messenger RNA. Its product is annotated as lanC-like protein 2. The coding region runs from base 165 to 1460 and encodes 431 amino acids. Gene Ontology annotation, cellular component: plasma membrane. The transcript has 10 exons. Gene Ontology annotation, biological process: peptide modification; carbohydrate metabolic process. The record is from RefSeq and is a predicted model, not a curated record. Lineage: Eukaryota; Metazoa; Chordata; Actinopteri; Acipenseriformes; Polyodontidae.